This is a messenger RNA of Osmia bicornis bicornis, 1776 nucleotides long. RefSeq names its product putative inorganic phosphate cotransporter. Gene Ontology annotation, molecular function: transmembrane transporter activity. Bases 79 to 1602 code for a protein of 507 amino acids. Gene Ontology annotation, cellular component: plasma membrane. The transcript is spliced from 7 exons. The record is from RefSeq and is a predicted model, not a curated record. NCBI's taxonomy places the organism in Eukaryota, Metazoa, Arthropoda, Insecta, Hymenoptera, Megachilidae. Gene Ontology annotation, biological process: transmembrane transport; monoatomic anion transport.
UUGAUGAAUCGUAGUGUCGUUUUCGCGAUUUACCAAGUAACACUUAACAAAUUUCUUAGUUGAAUAAUACUUAUCAACAUGACGUACUCGAAUACGAGAAAGAGAGUUUCUAUCAUCUCCAUUUCGGAACGGAUGCAACUACCAACAGUGAAACCAAAAGCAAGUUUCGGAUGUAGGCACAUACAAGUGAUUUUGAUGGCUUUGGGCUUCAUGUGCUGCUAUGCAAUUAGGGUAACCACAUCAGUGACAUUGGAAGCAAUGACCAACGCUUCCACUGCAAAUCCUGACUUUGAAGAAUUUUCAUGGGAUAAUUCAAUUAAGAACACCAUUUUGAGUUCAUUUUUCUGGGGUUAUGUCUGUACCCAAGUAAUCGGUAGUAUAAUAGCUCAACGUUGGUCAGCUCAAAAGCUUUAUGCUAUAGCGCAAUUUGUUUGCGGUUUGGCGACACUUCUACUUCCCGUAAUAGCCCAUUAUUUUGAUUGGGAAGCUGUUUGUGCUUCAAGAGUAAUUGCUGGGUUAUGUCAAGGCACUGUGCUUCCAUGUCUUCAUACUUUACUUUCAAAAUGGGUACCACCAGACGAAAGAGGAAGAAUGUCGACCUUCGUUUAUGCCGGUGGUUGGAUCGGAAACGUGAUUUGUUUACUGAGUUCCGGCCUACUGUCGGCCUCCACAUUAGGAUGGCCUAGUUGCUUCUACAUUUGGGGAGCUCUAACUAUUAUUUCUAGUAUUCUUUUCUUCAUUAUUGCAAGAGAUUCGCCAACUGAACAUUCCAGUAUACCUCUGGACGAGAAGGAAUACAUUGAAACUAGCCUUGGAAUAGUAGAGACGGAUGAGAAACUAUCGAUACCAUGGAUUGCGAUGUUAACUAGUAUUCCAACAUGGGCACUACUAGCUGCCCAAUCUGCUCAAACCUGGGGUUUCUGGAUGCUUUUGACUAAAAUUCCGUCCUAUAUGACAUCUGUCUUACGAUUUGAUAUCACACAAAAUGGUAUUACGAGUUCACUGCCCUAUCUGACUGCAUGGAUUCUUAGUUUCCCCGUCAGUUAUGUUUCCGAUCUCCUUAUCAAGCGGAGUGUUUUGAACGUUGAGACGUCGAGGAAAAUUUGCAAUACCAUAGGUCAAUGGAUUCCGGCUGGUGCAUUAAUCGGUCUUGCAUACGUUGAUAAAAAACAACCAGAAAUAGCAGUUGCAGUUCUAGUAAUCGCUGUUGCCAGUAAUAUCGCUAUUUAUUGUGGCCAUAAUAUAAAUCAUAUGGAUCUUAGCCCGAAUUUUGCUGGUACUUUAAUGGGCAUCACAAACACUAUCGCUAAUUUCUGCAGUAUUCUGGCGCCAUUGGUUCAUAGCAUUAUAGUUACAGAUUCGACUGAUCUGUCGCAAUGGAAGAGUAUUUUUUUCUUAUCAGCUAUAAUAUACAUAGUCGGAAAUUUAUUAUUUAUCUUAUUUGGUACAAGUACAAUUCAACCAUGGAAUGAUCCCCAGAAUAAAAUAAAAAACUCAUCUUCGAAUACAGUAGAUACAUCAUCAAUGGAAAAUGAACAUGUAAGAGAAAAAGAAGAGACACGAAAAGAUAAUAAAAAUACAGACAUAGAAAGAGAUUCAUAGUACCAUGACAAUAAAAUAAGUAACAUUAUGAAAAUCAUUACAACUAUCAUAAGUACAGUAACAUUUCUACUGCCCAAAAUAAGGAAUUAUUGAUUAUGUAGUUGCUGUAAUAUGACUAAAAAGUAUACAGAUUUCCCUAUUUCUUAUUCAUUAAUAUGAAUAUUAUAUCUAUUC